AUGGCAGAACCGAAUGCGCUGCCGCCGGACGUGAAUCCAGAAAACAAUCCCAUUCCCGGUGCACCACUAAUCAAUCCCGCUCGACCGAGAAACAAUGUUCAGAAUCCCCUGAUUAAUGUACGCGAUCGGCUGUUUCACGCACUAUUCUUCAAGACGGCCAUUGCUUAUGCGCAGACCAUACCACGACCGGUUCGACGUGCGAUUGAGCUAAUGAUGCUGUUGAAAGCGUUGACGGCGUUUUUCAUCCUUGCCUACAUUCAUGUUCGCUUUUCGCAAACACCAACGACGUGCCUGGAGCACGUAAAAAAUGAUUGGCCACGCGAUGGCAUUUUGCGUGUGGAAAUUGCAAGCCUUAGCCAAAGUGAGUACGACACAACCAAGCCACCGUCCUCGGAGAUUCUCGACGAGGGAGAUGUGAAUGUGCUGCGGAAUACGCUGAAAAACGGAAUGAUCAGUAUUGAUCCUUCCACGACGCUUCCCCACGAGGAAGAACACAAUCAAAACGGUGCGGACGUGUUGGUGCAGCACAGUUAUGCCAACAGCAGUCCGCUACCGAACGAAAAGGCACCGUACGGGCAUGAACCGAUGACGUCGGAUCUUUAUUCGACCACGCGCCAGGAUAAUGCUGUUGUCACCGAGAAUCUUACCGGAGUGACUAUAAACAGUACACCAUUUCCGGGUGGUGGAUCAAUCGAAGAGAAUGAGCCUGAUUCUGUUCCGAAGGAAGCCAAUCAUGUUUCAAUGUCCAUGGAAGCGAAUGCGGCCCAGCAGCAAGACAAUGUGGUAGUGUAUACCAAUGAAACCAUCAAUAAAUUGCUGGAUGCUCACCCGGCUGUUCUCGGUGGGGAGGAAUUGAAGUCCGAUGUACCGGUCAUGGAAAAACUUCGCAAUGCUGUGCUAUCAGCCGACCAAUACAUCGUGGAAUACUCACUCGAGUACGGAUUUCUUCGGCUUUCGGCUGCUACAAGGCAGCGGUUGAACAUUCCGGUGGCGGUCGUACGACUCGAUCCUCAGGUGAACAAGUGUUUCGGUGAUUCUUUCAGCCGGUUGAUUUUGAAACAUUUCCUCGGCUACGAUGAUAUCCUGAUGGCAUCGGUUAAGGUGCUGGCUGAACAGGAAGACAACAAGGGUUAUCUGCGAAAUGUUAUCACCGGUGAACACUUUCGGUUUGUGUCGGUCUGGUGGAUGGGUCGUGGAUCGUACACUGCUGCCUUCUUUAUAAUGGUUCUAUUCACAAUUUCAAUAUCUAUGCUGUUACGCUAUUCCCAUCAUCAGAUAUUUGUGUUUAUAGUGGAUUUGCUUCAAAUGCUGGAAUUUAACAUACCUGUACGGUUUCCUGCUGCUCCGUUGCUGACUGUUAUAUUGGCUUUAGUCGGCAUGGAAGCCAUCAUGUCGGAGUUCUUCAACGACACCACAACCGCGUUCUACAUCAUCUUGGUGGUUUGGUUCGCCGAUCAAUACGAUGCAGUUUGCUGUCAUACAAAUGUCACUAAACGUCACUGGUUGAGAUUCUUCUAUUUAUAUCACUUCUCCUUCUAUGCUUACCACUAUCGCUUUAAUGGACAGUAUAGUAGCUUGGCGUUGUGUACUUCUUGGUUGUUUAUACAGCAUUCGAUGAUCUACUUCUUCCACCACUACGAACUUCCUGUCAUCAUUCAGCAAGCCCAACUCCAGCAGAUCCUCAUCCAAACGCGGAAUGAUCAGGCACAAGCUCAGCAAGGCAACUUCCAGCAAAGGCCCCAACAACAGCAGCAGCGUCCAAACGCGCCGAACCAACAGCAACCCAACCGACGUCCGAAUCAACGCCCGCAAGGAUUAGCGGCGGCCGUUGCCCCAAACUAUAGUCUCCAGUGGACGAAUUUUCUCCGUUUGUUGCGGCUUCAAAACGACAACAAUAACAACAUCGCUGACAUCCUGAAUCGCCUUCCGCGCUACAGUUUGCACACGUUGAACGUGAACAAUAUCAAUGGUUUAAAUGCAUCUCUGCGGGACAUCGCUCGCAAUUCGAUUCAGUAUCUGCGAUCGAACCUGAACGUGGGUAUGGCAAUGCUGGGAGGUAAUGCUGCCAUUAACCUCUACAACAAUAACAACAACAUGUUUGGCAUGCAGCACCGAUUUGUGCGGGCCGCCGUAGGUUUGGUACACAAUCGCAACCCAACACUUCAAGACGCUCCAUUGAAUGAUGACGGUACCGACCUAGACCGGGAACCACCGGUUGAUCGACGCAGCAAUUAUCAGCGUAACUAUGAGGAAAACAAUUUCAUUUUCCCAGAGGCGGUACUAACCCCUCAACAACAGCAGCAGCAGCAGCAUCAACAACAACAUCAGUCGACAGAAGCACCCCACAGUCAACGGGAUGUGUCGUCUGUUGUUGGGGGUGGCUUUGUCCCAGACGCUGCGACGUCGUACCGAUCAACUACGCUCGACGAUCGACAGCAAAAGACUCCGAUCGGUAGCAUGUCGCUGACGCAGGACGUCGGCGAUGCGCAUUGUGUGGUCAACAAGCAGCAGCAGCUGCUGCAACAGCAGGGCGCUGCUGGGGCCAUUGAAGUGCCAGUCGUUACCAUCGUCGAUCGAGCGAUGACCAGCGACGCCACUAGUCAACCACUUUCUAGUAAUAGUCACGACUCCAGUACCAGCUGCAGUAGUAGAGGGGUGACGGAAAUGAAUGUGCUGGUCGAUACGGAACAGAACACACUUCGAAGGCGGCAACAGCAAACCGAAACCGCGAAACCGAAUGAUUCAUCCCUAUAA
This is a messenger RNA of Anopheles marshallii, 2754 nucleotides long. RefSeq lists its product as uncharacterized. Gene Ontology annotation, biological process: response to endoplasmic reticulum stress; positive regulation of ERAD pathway. The transcript is spliced from 10 exons. Gene Ontology annotation, cellular component: endoplasmic reticulum. Bases 1 to 2754 code for a protein of 917 amino acids. The record is from RefSeq and is a predicted model, not a curated record. NCBI's taxonomy places the organism in Eukaryota, Metazoa, Arthropoda, Insecta, Diptera, Culicidae.